UGUUCGUCACGUGAAUCCUUCCUCGUCCGUUAGACCACUACCCUGAGUACAAGAAAAAGAAUACAAGCCUGAGAAAAUAAUUCGAGCAAUAUUACCCAAACCACAGUGAUUCGCAAUGUUUCCACCCGGACACGAGGAAAGAAAAACAUUUUUAAUUUGUUCAACGGAGUUUUGAGUAAAAAUUGUUGUACUUGGAGUGAAUCCAACUGUCACCCGGAGGAUGCGGGCGUAUCGUUAGCAGGCGGGAAACGGCCUGAGGCUGGAAAAAAUAAGCGACAAAAGAGCGUCAGAAUAAAACUCGGGAAAAACCUAGUGACGAACAAACGAAGCAAAAGGAAAAAGCCAACCGAAUGGAAAAAAAACACAUGCUGGACGGAGAAAAACAUACAGACAGCAUUGGAAAUGAGAAAAAUUUCUCGAUAUGAACCUGCGGUUUCAAUCUCGGAUUACUAGCGAACAACACCGAAAAAAAGCUCGAAAAAACGAUAGCAAACAGCCCGGAACGAACACAACUAGAAUUCUGCGGCUGAAAGCAUUGAAUAGAACGUAACGACACAUCGGGUCUAGAUAUGAAGAGCUCGGCGUAUCUGAAGACGACGCAAAAACUUGGUGGCGAGAAUAGAAUGACAUAAAGAGAAUUGGUGAAGACCCGCAGGCACUUGAGAUUGGCCCCCUAUACCCUUCAGGCACAUCAGUUUGAUAAAAAAAUCGUGAGUGAUAGAACUAACUGAUUGAAGAUUGGCUAAACUUUGAAGCUUGUGAGUUUGCUCGAGCAAUUCCACAGUUUCCACUGCUCUGAGUCUACUACAAGCUUUCAAAACUCCAACUGUAACUUCAGAUUAAUCACACUUCAAUGGUUCCAAAGAAAUUAUCAAAGAGCGUGUGGAGAGGUUACAUUUGCUGUAAUGGAGCACAGGUGUUGAGACAUUGUGGGAAUUGAUGCAGUCAGUCCUGCGGGAAGGAACCAGCCGAGCUUCGUGUAAUCGCUCUACCGUGGAAAGCAGAGAGUAACCUGCAAUCGAUAGCCCGAGUACGGCAUAAUAAAUUCGAUGAGCAGUGUAAUUAGGGGGAAAUUCAUGUGGCUAGUUAAAUGGCAUCUAUUGACCCAGAUAGUAUCUCACCUUAACGAAAAUUCCAAGACAACGAUAACCAUCAUAGCGUGACUAUGUAAAUAACAGAAUGUAUUUGGGGCUGUUGCCCCACCAAGUAGUUAAACAAAAUUCCAGAAGAACCCGAAUUUGGAAAAGAUAUAACACGUUAUUCAAGACCACUUAAAUAAUAAAUUGGGAGAGCGUGAUGCCGUCGCUCGAGGACAUUUACUAUCCAACGGAGUAUCCGUUCAACUCAACUAUUUGGCCCGACAUAUCGACAUCGUAUUACCAUAACGACACAAAUGCGACAGACACCGAUGGCAAUCAGUUUAUUCUACCAUGGUGGCGUCAAAUGAUCUGGACUGUUUUGUUCGUGGGUAUGAUCACCGUUGCAACUGGUGGCAAUCUCAUUGUCAUCUGGAUUGUUUUGGCGCACAAGAGAAUGCGAACUGUUACCAAUUAUUUUCUGGUGAAUCUGAGUAUAGCUGAUGCCAUGGUCUCCACACUCAAUGUUACAUUCAAUUAUUCGUACAUGCUGAAUAGCCAUUGGACAUUUGGCAAUUUAUACUGCAAGAUCAGCCAGUUUAUCGCUGUACUCACCAUCUGCGCAAGUGUUUUCACUCUCAUGGCCAUCUCCAUUGAUCGAUACAUGGCAAUAAUGAAUCCACUGAGGCCACGAAUGGGACGCCGUCUGACGCUCUUCGUUGCUGUAGCAAUUUGGAUUAUUGGCUGUAUUCUCUCGCUCCCCAUGCUCAUAUACUACACAACUUACACGCAAACAUUUUCCAACGGUGAAGUGAGGGUUAUCUGCUACGGAGAGUGGCCCAACAGAACUGAUGAUGGACUCAGCUACGAUGAAUACGUGUACAACGUGAUAUUCAUGAUCCUGACGUAUUUCUUACCAAUUGGCUCGAUGACAUUUACAUACGCCCGAGUAGGCCUUGAGUUGUGGGGCUCGCAGAGCAUCGGUGAGGCGACCCAGCGCCAAUUAGACAACAUCAGGAGCAAACGGAGGGUAGUCAAGAUGAUGAUCGUGGUGGUGGUGAUAUUCGCAGUUUGUUGGCUGCCAUUUCACGUUUACUUUAUCGUAACUUCGUAUCUACCUGAGAUCACGAAUGAGCCGUAUAUACAGGAGGUCUUCCUCGCUAUUUACUGGCUCGCCAUGUCCAAUAGCAUGUACAAUCCAAUAAUCUACUGCUGGAUGAAUUCAAGAUUUCGCCGUGGUUUUGCCCAAUUUUUCUCCUGGUGUCCGUUCGUGAACGUUACCCCAGAGCCGGGCUUAUCACGCUCCGAGGCCGUAACAUCACGCUACAGCUGCACCGGCAGCCCAGACGGUCACAUGAGAAUAGCAAGAAACGGCACGGUGCGGAUACCACUGCACCUGCAAUCGCCUCAUGGAAUGCAACUGGGAAACAAUAACAAUCGUUUCCCAGCUCAUCAUCGUGGUCGAGGUAGAAGAUGGAGGGCUCCACAGCCCAGAGGCCACGUAUCCUGACAAGAAGAGGAUACGCAGCAGCAACAACAGCAGCAGCAACGAGUACACACGUGGAUAUGAAAUGAAUCGUGAAUAAUAAUGUCUCACAACGAUAAAACAGGGCAUGAAGCCCGUUCACGAACUCUUUCAUUACUCUGUUCCUCUUUUUUUUUAAGAGUAGAGGAAUUUUUCCGUUUUUUAAUGGACCAAUAAUCUCAGAUUCAAUCAAAGUCAUUUUCUAUGGUAAUUUGAGGAGAUUAUUAAUGUAAUUGAGGAAAAUCAUACAGGGGUAUAUAUGUAAUGUCUAAUAUGUGUGAAUAUAUAUCCGAAUUGUGAGAGCAAUCGAUGUUAGGGUAAUGUUUCACAUGACGCCUAGGGAUUAAGGUAUUAACGUGCGCCGGUUCGCGAAAUAAACAAAUAAUAAUGGUGCUUGAUUAUUUCUCCUCUUUUAAUGUACAUUGUGUGAAUAUUUGUGUUUCUAAAUAAUGCACGUGUUGAACAUAAAAUUGUUAUUAUUAUUGUUGGAGGGGAAUGAUUGUGUCAUUACUGACUGUGAGAUUAUAACUGAAAGUUGUAAUGGGUUCCGCCGCGGACUGAAAUGAUUUGUUUAUUGGAAGGAUAUUUUAAAAUGUCCAUUGAUAUUACUGAUCUCUUUUUUCUAUGAAACACAAUAUAUCGUUGAAUUGGGUUUUAUUCAAUUGCGGAUAUUUUAAUUGUGGUGUAAUUAAUGUGGGGUUUCAUGUAAUUCCACACUUUCCAUUGCUUCAAUAAAAUAAAGGUUGUAAUAUACAUUUGGGGCGAUAGUAAAAGUCGUGCCAAAUAGAUGAUACCAAAGAACACUCUCCAUCGAACUUGAUAAGAUUUUUCCAAUCCUCUUUCUACGUACUGUGACAUUUUUAUGAUCAACAAAAUGGGGAAAAUAAGAGAAUUCAGUCACUUUUUUUAGCUCUACCCUACCUAUUUUUGGAAUAAGGAAAACUCUAAAUCUAACGGAAAUACUUCUCAAGACACAGAUAGGAUGACAUUAAAACAAUGAUGAUUAUUAAAACUCUGGGAAAACCAAACGCUUUUUAAAUUUAAUACAAUGAAAAUUUUAGUCAUUAGUGCUGAAGCAGUAUGACUAAAAUCUGUAAGAUAUGUGUACAAGCGUGUAUUUUAAAAUUUUACGAAUCAUCGAGGGAAUUGAGAUUAUUGAAAAAAAUUGUGAAUUAAUUAUUAGCAGCUCUAUGUGGAUCGUGGGGCUGAGGUACUGCGAUUCGACUUGACUACGUCAUAAUAAAAUCAAAACAGCGACGGAAAAUAGCCUGAGUAUGCACUAGAGAUAAUUUUUAUUGACAUCUCAAAGAGCCGUAAAUUAGAAAUAAAUUCAACAAAAUGAUGUUUUGGAGAUGAAAAAAAUACGAAAGAGCCAUAGCUCCAUAAUUCUCAAUGCCAUGUGACGUAUUCUCUGCUAUGAUUGUAUCCUGGAUGAUGCAUGUUAAUAAAAGAAGUACCUAAUUUUUUAUUUCACUGAAUAUAAUAAUUUAUUUCUUUGUGAAUACAACGAAUGAAAUCAGUCAAGGUGUCAAGUGGUCAAACGUAACAGAAUCAAAUUGUUUCGGAA
Molecule: messenger RNA, 4168 nt
Organism: Diachasma alloeum
Lineage: Eukaryota; Metazoa; Arthropoda; Insecta; Hymenoptera; Braconidae
Product: tachykinin-like peptides receptor 99D
Exons: 7
Coding region: 1297-2586 (429 amino acids)
Biological process (GO): G protein-coupled receptor signaling pathway
Cellular component (GO): plasma membrane
Molecular function (GO): tachykinin receptor activity
Source: RefSeq, a predicted model, not a curated record